Molecule: messenger RNA, 1584 nt
Organism: Otolemur garnettii (small-eared galago)
Lineage: Eukaryota; Metazoa; Chordata; Mammalia; Primates; Galagidae
Gene: DUSP3
Product: dual specificity phosphatase 3
Exons: 3
Coding region: 316-873 (185 amino acids)
Biological process (GO): negative regulation of MAPK cascade; protein dephosphorylation
Cellular component (GO): cytoplasm
Molecular function (GO): protein tyrosine/serine/threonine phosphatase activity; MAP kinase phosphatase activity
Source: RefSeq, a predicted model, not a curated record
UUGGCUCAGUGAAGGAAAUUGCUUCCUGAUUUACGAAGAUGUACAAACUGCCCUAGACAGGGCUAGGGAGAGGAUCCCUGAGAGUCGGGGGUCCCGCGGAGUGUCACUCGGUUCCAACGGUCCACAUCCUUCCCCGGGCGUGGAGCGCGGAUGCCCCCCGGCGUCACAGCGCCGGAGCUCCGCAACUUCCAGCGCCGGCGGGACCGCCCCCGGGGCGGGGCGGGGCGGCUCCCGUCUGGCGAGCCCCCGCCCAGCUGACCCGCAGCUCUCCCCCUCGCUCGCUGCUGCCCCGGCGUGCAGGGCCCGGUCGCCGCCAUGACGGCCCCGUUCGAACUCUCCGUGCAAGAUCUCAACGACCUGCUGUCGGACGGUAGCGGUUGCUACAGCCUCCCGAGCCAGCCCUGCAACGAGGUCACCCCGAGGAUCUACGUGGGCAACGCGUCUGUGGCUCAGGAUAUCCCCAAGCUGCAGAAACUGGGGAUCACCCAUGUUCUGAAUGCUGCUGAGGGCAGGUCCUUCAUGCACGUCAACACUAAUGCCAACUUCUACAAGGACUCUGGCAUCAUCUACCUGGGCAUCAAGGCCAAUGACACGCAGGAGUUCAACCUCAGCGCCUACUUUGAAAGGGCUUCGGACUUCAUUGACCAGGCCUUGGCUCAAAAGAACGGCCGGGUACUUGUUCACUGCCGUGAGGGUUACAGCCGCUCCCCGACUCUCGUCAUCGCAUACCUCAUGAUGCGGCAGAAGAUGGACGUCAGGUCUGCCCUGAGCAUUGUGAGGCAGAACCGUGAGAUCGGCCCCAACGAUGGUUUCCUGGCCCAACUCUGCCAGCUUAAUGACAGACUAGUCAAGGAAGGGAAAUUGAAACUCUAGGGCCCCUGCUGCCUCUUCUCAAGAGGUUCUCCAGGGAGGCCCUGGUUGAAGGUGUCCCAAGCCUCCAUGUCUAGAAAAUACACUGUAUCCUGCUCUCAGCAUCACAAGGCACAUGCCCACAAGUCUGUCUCUACAUAGUUCUGGGACACUUUCCCCCUGGGGAACAUAUAAAGAAGCUUGGUAAGGAGGGCAUCUUUGCUCCCUGGUUGUCCUGCUGUAACUUAUGAUGUCCUUUUCCUUGGGGGUGGGGGCUCAGAAAGGAAAGGCCUGUGGCCUGCAUGCUUCUUAAUGGCCCAGGGCAAGAGGUCUAUAGGAGUGGGAGGCCUGAGAUGCUCACAGGGGCCCCUUAUGACUUCCCUUCCCUUACCCCCAAAUUGUGUCCUGAAAGAGAACAUCAGCACUUGAGCCCUAGUAAAGGAACUAUGCAAACACAGAACCCCUCCCCGCCACAUCUGUGUCCCCAGGUAUCCCUGCAGCCUUCCACACACUACGCAUGGCAGAGUUCUCGCAUCACAAGCUCUGAGGAUGGGGCAGGGGUGUGUCUGUCAGCUGUUAGUGGAUGGAGAUUCCCAUAAGAGGCUGCAUUUUAAUUAUUUCCUUGGGAUUAAUUAGGUGGGCAACAAAUUCUCCCAGAGGACUGUUCUCAAUCCAUAGAGUUUUAAAAAUGUGAAUCUUUGAAAGGUUGAAUGCAGAAUCCACAGCUUUGGAAUA